This is a messenger RNA of Pollicipes pollicipes, 6228 nucleotides long. RefSeq names its product putative epidermal cell surface receptor. The transcript is spliced from 25 exons. Lineage: Eukaryota; Metazoa; Arthropoda; Thecostraca; Pollicipedomorpha; Pollicipedidae. Gene Ontology annotation, biological process: cell adhesion; positive regulation of cell differentiation. The coding region runs from base 1 to 5283 and encodes 1760 amino acids. Gene Ontology annotation, molecular function: integrin binding. The record is from RefSeq and is a predicted model, not a curated record.
AUGACACCGGGACGCUUCGACCUCCGACGCUUCGACCUCCGACGCUUCGACCGGCGCCGCGACGGCACGGCACGCGCCGUCGUCACUGUCUCCCACGAGAAAAAGUGUCGCAGUGAUGGCGAAUGUGCCAGUGACCGGUUCUGCUUGGGCGGGGUGUGCUUCGACCCGUGCACGCUGCUGGACCCGUGCAACAGCUCGCUGAAGAACGGUGUGUGUCGCACGCGCAGCCACCGGCCGGUCUGCAGCUGCCCCCAGGGCUUCUCCUUCGAGGCGGACACCAAUGCCUGUGUCAAAGUGGGCUGCGAGGACGAGCAGGCCGGCACUGUGGACGUCGGCGAGCGCAUCUUUCGGGCCGACUGCGAGCAGACGUGCGUGUGCGGCCCCGGCGGCCAGUUCAACUGCACGCCGACGGUCUGUCCUCCAGGCUUCUACAGGCCGGGCACGUUCAAGGAUGACCCAGACUGCACCGAGCUGCGGGGCUCGGCCAUCGCCGGCGGCUGCUGCGUCAACGUCGUCUGCGCCAACCCUGAGCCGCCGUCGGCCUCGCAGCCGGCUGGUGCGGCGCCGCGCGUCGCCGACGACGAGAGUGUCGUCGGCUCCACCGGCGCCGCCUGCACGUAUGUGGUGUGCGGCCCGGGUGCCGCCUGCGAUGGCGGCCUCUGCUCCUGCAGACCCGGCCUGGCCGGCGACCCCAAUGACCUGGCCCGCGGCUGUCGGGCCGCCGCCCGAGAGGAGCCGGCGGCUGAGACCACUACCAGUGAAACGACAACAUCCGCUCCCACGACGUCAGCUACUACCACCGGCAAACCAACCACAGCCUUCGCCAAGACGCUGGACAUGCUGCCUCUUGACAUCACGCACAACUCCACCACGCUGCAGCUGCCGUCUGUUGGCGGCGAGCUGACGUACAGCGCCGACGGCCGGCCACCCCGGACCGUGCGAGUGAAGGCUGGGCGGCGGGUGAAGACGGUCACCGAUCUGCAGCCCGGCACCACGUACGCGUUCACGUGGAAGGGCGCUGAUGGCGAGAAGACGCUGAGCGUCGACACGAGACCCGGGUGCGUGACCAACACGAGCUCGUUCGCCAUCGGCGAGACGUACCACAUGGGCUGCCAGUCGACGUGCGUGUGUGGCGGUCCGAACCAGCCCUCGUGCCGGCCCCGGUGCUCGUUCACGCGCGGCACGGUCACCGACAAGGCCUGCUCGGAGCGGCCCGACAUCGACGACCCCGAGUGCUGCGUCCAGCUGGUGUGCGCCGUCAGCAGCACCGGAGGGCAAAUCGUCGAGGACUUGCUGGACUCCAUCAGCCCAACGGAGAGGACUGCAACAUCACCAUCCACCAGCACGGCAGCCAGCCCCAUUACCACAGCCAGCCCCACCACGACAACCGACGCCAGCACCACUCCCAGCUCCAGCACCACGGCCAGCCCCAACACCACAGCCGGCCCCAGCACCACAGCGAUACCCACCACCACAGCCAGCCCCAGCACCACAGACAGCCCCAGCACCACAGCCAGCCCCAGCACCACAGACAGCCCCACCACCACGGCGAUCCCUAGCACCACAGUCGGCGCUAGCGACAGCGGCGAGUCUGCGGUCGCGCCGCCAGGCGCUCUGACGGCCGGCGAGCAGCCCAAGCCGACUCUGAUCGUCACGACCAAGUCGUACAACUCUGUGACGCUGGCCUGGGACGACUUCAAGCCGGCCGACUACGUGCAUGGCUACGUGGCGCAGUACCGCCAGCUGGGCGCCGAGGAGUGGCGCCGUCAGGAGCUGGCGCCGCAGCCGGGACAGAGCGUGCCGCUGCUGCGCAUCGACCAGCUGCGGCCCGACACCGAGUACGAGGCGCGCGUCUCCAUCUACGACAGCCAGGAGCUGGGCACGCUGGGUGACGCUUCCGAGACGAUCCGCUUCACCACGGACGACGGCUGCGUGGACGGCAACGACACAUACCCGGUGGGCGGCCGGUUCUACCACGGCUGCGAGCAGACGUGCUUCUGCGAGCUGCGUGGCCGCGCGCGCUGCGUACCGCGCUGCCAGCGGCCGCUCUUCCGACACGGCGCCUUCAGCGACGACCCGCUCUGCUUCGAGAAGCGCAUGGACGAGUGCUGCGUGAUCGCCGCCUGCGCCAGCGCCAGCGCGCCGCCCACCGACGAGACCGAGGACGAGGAGGAGGGCAGCGACCCAUGCAGCGCCAUCAUGUGCGACGAGAAUUACGUCUGUGAGCGAGUAAAGAAGGAGGGUGAGAAUGCCGAGGCCAGGACCCAAGCCAUGUGCGUCUGUCCGCCGGGCUUCGACGAGACGUCUGUCGACGGUGACAAGGCCUGCAAACCUGGAGUAACGUCACCCCGUGUACUGGCCAACGUGACAGGCUGCACGUACGGCAACGCCACCUACCAGCCAGGAGACGAGUUCUUCGACGGCUGCGAGUUCAAGUGCAUGUGCAACAGCGAGGAGAAGAUUGAGUGCCAGGCACGCUGCUCCCGGCGCGCCAGUGACGACACUGCGCCCGACGCUGGGUGCCGCCUGGUGCCGGACCCUGACGACCCCUGCUGCCAGACCAUGCUCUGCGAGCGACCGGACGGAGAGAGCUCACCGGAGCCGGCCGGCUGCGUGUUCGAGGGUCGCGAGUACGCCGUCAACAGCACCUUCGAGCAAGGCUGUGAGGGCCGGUGUCGCUGUCUCGGCGCCGGCGAGGUGGCCUGCGUGCCCAGGUGCGCGUUACAGACGCCGCCAGAGGGUGCCACGUGCACGAGCCGACCCGACCCGGCCGACUCGUGCUGCAACAUCACCGUGUGCACCACCGCCACGGAGCCAGCGCCCGAGACCACCACCGAGACUGCUCCCGAGACUACCACUGAGACGGCGCCCGAGACCACCACUGAGACGGCGCCUGAGACCACCACUGAGACGGCGCCGGAGACGACCACGGAGCCGGCGGUGGUGACUGUUUCGAGCCGACUGGGCGCCGGCCGGCUGGAGGUCGGCCCGCCGGCGCUGCGCGUGGCUGAGCUGGUGCCUGUGGACGCGACCAGCACCCAGCUGAAGCUGCUGAUCACCGACAGCGUGCUGGACAGCUUCCUGUCGGCGCAGACGCAGCCGCUGCUGGUGGAGUGGCGCUACGACGGCGGCCCGUGGCAAGCUCGCAGCAUCGAGGUGGACGCCGUCUCGGUGGAGACGCUCGACACGCUCGUGAUGACCGUGGAGGGGCUACAGCGGCCGCGCGCCGCUGACGUGCGCGUCACGUACGCCGGCGAGACGAGCCCGCUGGUGCGCGGCGCCGACGUGGUCCCUGCGGACGCCACCGAGCCGCCGGCCACCACCACAGAAGGCCGGUGCGGCGCCUAUGAUCCCGGCUUCCGCUGUCGCGACGGGUCAUGCAUACCGCUCGCGCAGCGCUGCGACUUCCUGUACGACUGUGACGACGAGAGUGACGAAGCCUCCUGCGACGGUCUCGAGGAGACGGUGGGCGUGACCGAGGCGCCGCCCUCUGACGGCUUCCCCACCGGGCCGCCCCUGGUCGACGGCGCCUGCGUGCACAAAGGCGUCGAGUACCAGCCGGGCGACGAGUUCCACGACGGCUGUCGUCAGUUCUGCAUGUGUGCGGAGACGGGCGUCAUGUGCGCCCGCAUCCGCUGCCCGCAUCGCUACGGCCUGUCUCUGAUCAACCCCGACUGCCUCGAGUGGGACAUGAAGCUGUCCGAGGAGCCGACGCCGCCCAACUGCUGUCCCGAGGUCACCUGCAAGGACGACGGCAGCUGCCAGUUUGAGGGGCAGACGUUCCGCAACCAGCACGAGAUCCCGCAGAGCCUGACCGGCUGCGAGCGGCGCUGCUUCUGCGAGUUCGGCAACGUCACCUGCCAGCCGGACUGUCCGCCGGUGCCGGAGCAGCCGCCGGCCUCGCUGCCCUGCCCGCCGGAGCAGGCGCUCCUGUUACCCGGCCCCAACGGCUGCUGCCAGUUCUGGCAGUGCGCCGACCCAGAGUCAUCCACGCCGUACAUCCCCGUCGGCCCUGACUCUACGGAACUCCCGCCUGGCCUGCCGCUGGAGGACCUGGAGCUGCAGGUGGUCGACUCCCGGUCUGUGCAGGUCAACUUCAGCAUACCCCGCCAGCUGGUCGGCCUCUCGGGAAAAACGGAAGUGCUCUACACCGCCAACGCCGAAGACAGCGAUGACCUAUCGUCCUGGGACCGUCGGGUGUUCGAGUCGCCCUCCGGCCGGAUGGACGAGCUCAGCUACAGCUGGAAGCUGGGGGACCUGAGCGCCGGCACCGACUACCUGCUGCGCGCGCGGGUGCUGUUCGAGCAGGCCAUCUCCAGCCUGCAGAGCAGCGUCCGCCAGUUCAGCACGCCGCCCAUGGCCACGCCGGGCACGACGCUGCCGCCCAAGGUGGCGCUGGACGCGGGCCUGGUGGCCUCGGAGAUCAACACCACCUGGGCCAGGAUCGGCUGGCGUCGCCUCACCGAGGACGAGCUCCGCUUCAUCGACGGCAUCCAGCUGCGGUACCGCGACGUCGACGUCGACGCACAGGUGUGGACCAUGACGCCGUUCAUCCACCGCGAGCUGACCACAUACGAGCUGACCGAGCUGAAGCCGGACACGGGCUACGAGGUGGACAUCGUGCUGAUGCCCUUCCAGAACCAGAACACCGAGAUGGUGUCGGAGCGGCCCCUGCGGAUCCGCACGCCGCCCGUCGUCGACCUGUACGACUUCAACGUGACCCUGCUGCUAAACGAGCCCAGUGCCAACUCGGUGCGGGUACGCUGGUCGGGUAUACCGCAGCCGCAGUAUAAGUACGUCAAUGUCUACCGCAUCGUCUACAUCUACGAGAAGGAACGUGAGGAGAAGCACACCUUCAAGCUGGCCAAGACAUCCGACCAGCCGACGCUCCUGCUCAAAGGCCUCAAGCCGAGCAGCAAGUACCAGGUGUGGCUGGAGGCAUACCUAAAGAACGGCAAGAAGCGCGUCUCCGAGGUGCAGGAGUUCGUGACCAAGGCCGGAGAGCUGGGCAAGGCGGAGCAGGUCCGCGGCAGCGAAAGCGAGGCCGGGGCUGGCCAGCUGGCCGGCACCAACUACUUCAGCGGCAUGGUGGCGGCAGCCGUCAUCGCGGCCGUGGCCAUCCUGCUCUGCCUGAUCGCCGCCGUCAUGCUGGCCAGGAAGUCCAGCCACGCCAAGGCGCCCAUCACGCCGGCGCGCAAGAACGGCCCUAGCUACGAGAACCCGGCGUUCAAGACCUCCGACCUGGACUUAAAUGGGUCGAACGGGAACGACCGGUUCGCGUAGAGGCCAGCGUUGCCGAGCGGCCGGGAUGGGCGUGCGUGCGUGAGAGUCAUGCGUGCGUGAGGCUGGAGGCGGCGUGAGCGCCGCCGCCGGGCGGAUUAAGCGCCCGCCAGGCGUGCGCCGCGACCGGAGCGCGCGGCGUGCGCGCCGCUGUGAGUGUGUCUAGUGCCAAACGGACCAGUUUGUAUUGAGGGCAGCUGCCGACUGCCGGCCGGGUGAUACGGGGGCCGGGCGCGGGCCCGGCCGGGCCUCGAGGCCCGCCGCGGCCUCCGAGGCGCCCCAGCGCCUGUCAUGUGGCAGGCUCCGUCAGCGAGUCUGCGGAUUGUACCUCAGUAAACGCCGAGCAGCGAACGUGGGUGGAGAGGCGCGCGGCCCGAUGCCGACUGCAUCAUGGAAACGCCUCUCAUCCGCGUGCCUGGUGCCACUUUCCUAGCUUUUGGAAUUAACCAAUAUUGUAUGCUGACACUGUAUGUGGUACGCUGUUUUUUGUAUCCAAGAUGCAGUAACCCGUUUGUGUGAUGGCGACCACGGUAUUCACGCUUUAUUUGUGCUUUGUAAAUUUUUUUGUUCUGAUGAAAUCACUUAAUGCGUGCAGUUUCCCUUUCGAAGCGUUUAUUUCACCGACCAGUUUUGCACCUGAAUGCGAAUCACGGGGUUUCGCAUAGCUGGGCGGGCACUUUUUGCCUAUAUAUAGGCUAUGUGUACGCCGUUUUACAUGGUGUGAGAGAUCUGACCAGGUACAGAGUACCUCUGUAUCUGCCGUCUGCACAAGUUUGCUCGCAUUGUGUUUUUAGACUACCUUGCGCAAAGUCCGGGCAGCCAAUGAAGUGUAGCGUGCGCCCACGUGUGUUCCCACGGCCGGCUGUCAGCCUCGAGCUCUCCCGGCCGGGGAGGACGGAACGCGAGCGUUGUGCAACGAAAUCGACCAAAAUAAAACAAAACACCGCU